ACAUUCCAGGCACCUGGGCAACAGAGUGAGACCCUGUCUCUAAAAACAAAAACAAAAACAGGUGUGGCACUGCUUCCCGAAUGCCCCAAAUUUAGGCAACUCUCACAGUCCCUUGAAAGAGAAGCAGCAGCUGGGUACAGGCCUUCCUAAGUCACAUGCCCUUCUGCCAGCCCUGAUGGACUAUGCCCUGCAUAAGAUUGCAUCACCACUACCACCACCUCUCUGGGUUUCCCCAGACAUCACAGUAACACGUUCCCUGCCCCCGCUUUCUCUGGCCCUCUUCCACGUUGUGCUCCAGUCCAAUUGGACUCUGGGCAGCCAGCACAGCCAAGGUCAGGGAGUGACUUCCGUGCCUCGUGGCACUGCCACCUGGGCCUGAGCAAGAGUGCUCCGUUCUCUAACUGUGCCCCUCCCAACCCUAACGCCUGUCCCAGCCCCAGUGAUAGAAAUAAAGAGACCAGAAUUCUCCUUCUGGCCAAGAGACCUUAGAUAAAUAAUCACUGGAACUCACAGCCGGCUCAUGGCAACUGCUGCAGCAGUGGUCAAGUUAGAAAGACUGGAGGUAUGGUGGAAAAUUGCCCUACCCCACCUGGCUCAUAUGGAGCUCCCUCCCCCAGUCCCAGACCUUGGGGACUGAGCAUGUGAAAUCAUCCUCUUUCUUGCAUCAUGCGUGUCCACAUUGUCCCCCCCACCCCCAUACCCCUACCUCAAGCCCAGUCAUCAUGGCCAGAUGGUGAAACCUGAGCUGGGGGGGGGGAGGACCUCCACCCCCUUCAAGGGCCUGAUGAGCAGGACAGCUGGCCAAUCCUGGGGCUCAGAGGGUAGGUCAGCAGGCUGACCAUUAGGUUUGGGAGCCCCCAGCAGCUGGCUCUAAAGAGGCCCCAGGUCAGUAGACAGACAUGAGCUGUAAGGGUCAAACACAGCUACCCAUCAGAUGAUCUACUUUCAGCCUUCCUGAGUCCCAGGCAAUAGAAGACAGGUGGCCCUAACCUUGGCCAAGGGUAGGUGUGGCACUGGUGUCUGCUACCACUGGGCCCUCAUUGGCUCCCACGCAAUCAGACUCAACAGACGGAGCAACUGCCAUCCGAGGCUCCUGAGCCAGGGCAGUUCACCAGGAGCAUGGGCCUCCCUGAUGUCCAGCUCUCACUGGCGCUGCUGUGGGCACUGGUGUGGGCACAGGGGACAGGAUCUGUGUGUCCCUCCUGUGGGGGCCCCACACUGGCACCCCAAGCAGAGCGAGCUCUGGUGCUGGAGCUAGCGAAACAGCAAAUUCUGGAGGGGCUGCGCCUGACCAAUCGUCCCAGAAUAACUCAUCCUCCAUCCCAGGCAGCGCUGACCAGAGCCCUUCGGAGACUACAGCUGGGGAGUGUGGCUGCAGGGAAUGGGGAGGAGGUCAUCAGCUUUGCUGCCAUCACAGACUCCUCUACUUCAACCUGCAGCUCCAUGCUCACCUUCCACCUGUCCACUCCUCGGUCCCACCACCUGUACCACGCCCGCCUCUGGCUGCACGUGCUGCCCACCCUUCGUGGCACUCUUUAUUUGAGGAUCUCCCGAUGGGGCUCAAGGAGAAGGCACCGAGGGUCCCGCACCCUCCUGGCUGAACACCAAAUGACUACCCCUGGUUGGCAUGCCCUGACUCUGCCCUCUAGUGGCUUGAGGGGUGAGGAGUCUGGUGUCUUGAAACUCCAGCUGGACUGCAGGCUCUUAGAAGGCAACAGCACAGUUACUGAAAAACCAAGGCGGCUCCUGGACACAGCCAGACACCAGCGGCCCUUUCUGGAGCUUAAGAUCCGGGCCAAGGAGCCUGGAGCAGGCCGGGCCAGGAGGAGGACCCCCACCUGUGAGUCUGGGAACCCCUUAUGUUGUAGGCGAGAUCAUUAUGUAGACUUCCAGGAGCUGGGAUGGCGUGACUGGAUCCUGCAGCCUGAGGGGUACCAGCUGAAUUACUGCAGUGGGCAGUGCCCCCCGCACUUGGCUGGCAGCCCGGGCAUUGCUGCCUCUUUCCAUUCUGCUGUCUUCAGCCUCCUCAAAGCCAAUAAUCCUUGGCCUGCCAGUACCUCCUGCUGUGUCCCCACUGCCCGAAGGCCUCUCUCUCUCCUCUACCUUGACCAUAAUGGCAAUGUGGUCAAGACGGAUGUGCCAGAUAUGGUGGUAGAGGCCUGUGGCUGCAGCUAGCAAGAGGACCUGGGGAUCUAGAGUGAAGAGAUCAAGUCGAGGGUUCCCAGGCAAAGGGCAUCUGCGGCUGGAGGUAUCAGAUUCCUGAUCCACAUACCCACCCAACAGCCACCUGACAAUAUGAUUGGGUUGACCCCAUGGGACCCAAAUGGGCACUUUCUUGUUCCAGACACUGGCCUGUUCUAGGCUGGUUGACGUGUGGGGAGAGGGGUAAAGUGUUUCCUCUAAAGGGGUCUACCCAGAAAGCAUGGUUACCUACCCUAAGUCCUGUGAGAAGAUGACAGGGGCUAGGGAGGGAGGGAGGGGAGGAGAAGACAAAGAAAAAUUACUUAGUCUCUCCCAAGAAAAGACAGUCCUCAAGUGAGGGGAGGAGGAAGCAGGCUUGUGGCAGGGCAUACAGGCUGGCCGAGGGUAAGGACUGUUGAAGUGCUUUAAGAGAGGGCCAAGCGGGAAAUGGGCAAGGUGCUCGGGGAGGAUGUUUAGGGGAGUCCCAGAAAUGGGAGUCAAUAGAGAGGAGUGCUAAGCCUAAGAAGUUCCCUGGUUUUCCCUAGGGCACAGGAUCCACUGGGGAAACAAGCUUUAUACUUUCUCAAUAAAAUGAGAAAGAAAAUCAACAAGGGGGAAUUAAGAAGGAUUGGGGUGAUGGUCCAGAGCAACAGUUCUCAGAAUGUGAUCUGGGGACCUCUGGGAGGUCCCUGAGACCCUUUCAGGGGUGUCCACAAAGUCAAAGCUGCUUUCAUAUUAAUACUAAAAUGUUAUUUGCCUUUUUAAUUCUCAUUAUCUCAAAAUUGUACAGUGGAGUUUUCCAGAGGCUGUGCAGCCUGUGAUUACAUCAUCUAACAUCAUUGUUAA
Lemur catta (Ring-tailed lemur) is the source of this 3027-nucleotide messenger RNA. It is a transcript of the gene INHBE, whose product is annotated as inhibin subunit beta E. NCBI's taxonomy places the organism in Eukaryota, Metazoa, Chordata, Mammalia, Primates, Lemuridae. The coding region runs from base 1120 to 2175 and encodes 351 amino acids. Gene Ontology annotation, molecular function: cytokine activity; hormone activity; growth factor activity. Gene Ontology annotation, cellular component: extracellular region. The transcript has 2 exons. Gene Ontology annotation, biological process: SMAD protein signal transduction; BMP signaling pathway. The record is from RefSeq and is a predicted model, not a curated record.